Messenger RNA from Heterostelium album PN500, 675 nucleotides. RefSeq lists its product as uncharacterized. Lineage: Eukaryota; Evosea; Eumycetozoa; Acytosteliales; Acytosteliaceae. The transcript has a single exon. The coding region runs from base 1 to 675 and encodes 224 amino acids. The record is from RefSeq and is a predicted model, not a curated record.
AUGGCAAUUUGUGAUAAAAGAUACUCUAUCGGAUUUUUAGUUAAUGACGAAGACCCUAUUCCUACACAAAGACAUCAAGCUAUCCCUAGAAACAAGCCAGCUUCACCAAAGAGAUCUACCAAGUCAAAGGACUCCAAUAGAUUAUGGUCUGAGAAAGACAUUGAGUACCUUCUGAAUAAGAUCACUCCUGACAUCCUGGAAUUUUUGGCUCCCAAUGAGAAGGAAACUCUAUGGCACAAUGUUGCAGACCGUCUAGAUCGUACUGUCAUCGCCAUCCAGAAGAAAUACUACAAACUCAUACAGAGUGGAAUCCUACUUCCAAAGAGCAGCAGAGAGAGUCUCACACAUCUCAACAGAAAAUUGAAAAUAAAGUCAAACAACUACAGAAAGUUGGGAAACAAGCACCAAGCUUCAGUAUUCACUGAAUAUCCAUCAGUGUUACUUUCAAAUCAAGCCUCUACCUUUAACAAUUGUACAAAUACUACCAAUGCUACUCAAAUGAAGCAAAUUUCCCAACCAAUUUAUAUCUCUCAAAGUCAGAAGCAUUUGAAUCAACAAUACCAAGACAAUUUCUACAAUGAAUUGACAGCUGACAUUGAUAACCAAGAGUUACCACAUCCACAAUCUUCAAGAUCAUCAUCACCUUUUUUUGAACAUCUAACUACUUUUCAAUAA